Panicum hallii is the source of this 1745-nucleotide messenger RNA. RefSeq lists its product as uncharacterized. Bases 419 to 1375 code for a protein of 318 amino acids. The transcript has 2 exons. The record is from RefSeq and is a predicted model, not a curated record. Lineage: Eukaryota; Viridiplantae; Streptophyta; Magnoliopsida; Poales; Poaceae.
GUCCCGUUGGCUGCGACCCUCGUGCAGCGCAAGUGGUGGUGGCGGCCCUAUAUAACACGCGCAACGCAAAGAUUGCCCUCCAAAUCCAGACGCCUGCUAGCUUGUUAGCCAUCUCCAAGUCUCCAUCCUACACCGCAACAGCUGGCAACCAUGGCCACCACCACUUGAGGGAGCGAGAUCAGGGAGCUAGCUAGCUCGCAGCCCCGUCGCUGUCACCGCCUGGCUCCGUUCUUACCUUGGCUCGCGUUGCGGUCGAGUGAGAACAAGGUCGCCGUCGCUCCAGGCCACCGAUCCCGUCCAUCCGCACGGUUGCACCGUCGCGCUCGCGCCAUUACCCUUCACAGCUAGCUAGCCCUGUCGCCUGUCUUCGCUCUUGCCUUGUCCGGAGCUAGGUAGCUACUCGUCGCCAGCGGCGGCCAUGAGCGUCAAGGCGCCAACGUCAUCGACGGCGGCCGCCUUCUACGCGACGCUGGCUCGGGGGCUCGACGACCUGGACCGCUCGCUGGCGUCGUCGCCGUUCCUGUCGCUGCCCUCGCUCCGGGCCGCGCUGGCGCUGCUCCGCGCCGCGCACGCGGGCCUGGCGCGACUCGUCGCGUCGCUCCACCUCCCGGGGGGCGCGGCGUGGCUGGACGAGUACAUGGACGAGGCGUCCAGGCUCUGCGACGCGUGCCGCGCGCUGCGCCUCGGCGCCGCCGCCGUCGAGGGGUACGCCGGCAGCGCCGCCCAGCUCGCCUCGCUCCUCAUGCAGGCGCCCUCCAGCCCCAACCUCUCGCGCCAGCAGGUGCCGCGGGCGAUCAGCGUGUGCAGGAGGGAGGCCAUGGCGCUCAAGGAGGAGAACCGCGCGCUGGUCGAGGCGCGCGCGGAGGCGCUCGCGCUCCGCCUCAGCGAGGGCGUCCCCGCCGACGCCAAGCUGGGCGGCUUCAACGGCUUCCGCGGCGUGCUCUGCGCCACCAGGAUGCUCACCUCCUUCCUGCUCACGCUCCUCUCCUGGGGCGUGCUCCACUACUGGACCGACCCCAACGCGGGCGCCGGGGCCGCCGGGGACUGCGGCUCCUACUUCGGCGCGGCGUUCGCGUCGGCGCUGUCCCGCGCGCAGCAGCGCGCGGCGGCGGAGGCCGGCCGGUCCGUGGCCGCGGCGGGCGGCGGUGCCGGGGUGAUGAUGCACGAGUUCCGCCGCGCGCGCGCGGCCGUGGAGGAGGCGAAGGAGGCCGCGGAGCACGGCGGCGACGUGGCGGCGGCCGCGGCGGAGGUGGGCCUGCGCGCGGGCGCGCUCCGGGCCGCGUGCGAGGACGUGCUGGCGCUGAUCGACGACCUGUUCGACGAAGUGGUGGAGGCGAGGAAGAAGCUGCUGGACCUCUGCAGCGGCGGCAACUGAGCGGCCGGCUGGCCACGAGUACAGGAAACGCCAUGGCCUCCCUCAUGAGCCGCCUGCAUUGCAGUAGCAGUAGCUCAUGCCAGAGCAGGAGGGGCCCUGGUGGUUGCCAUCCUGUGUCCCUUCCUUCUUCCUCGAGUGCCUCUUGUUGCUUCUUCUCUGUAGUAGCCAUGACAGUCCUUGGGCAUGUCUGAUCAUAAAUGCACUAGCACGUACAAGUGAAUGCAAAAAGAAAAAAGAAGAAGUGAGACUUGAAAACAGUAGUGUUCUUCUAUAUGGAAGCCAACAGAUAAUCCUAGGUUUUCUGAUGAAGUGAUCAUCAAGGUUUAACUUUGGCAGGUUGACAUUCCAUGAAAUGCUAAACAAUUGUUGA